Colletotrichum spaethianum is the source of this 1203-nucleotide messenger RNA. RefSeq lists its product as uncharacterized. Bases 1 to 1203 code for a protein of 400 amino acids. The transcript is spliced from 4 exons. NCBI's taxonomy places the organism in Eukaryota, Fungi, Ascomycota, Sordariomycetes, Glomerellales, Glomerellaceae. The record is from RefSeq and is a predicted model, not a curated record.
AUGGCGACCGUCGAGAAGCGCGAACCGCGCGAGAAGCUCGACAAGCAGCUCGACAAGCAGCUUGACAAGCUCCCACUUGAGAAGCUCCCCUUCGACAAAGAAAAACUGAAGCAGGAGUUUGAUCUGUCCCACUUCGACUUGAACCAGAUCUUGCGCGGCAUCCAGCUUACACUGGUCGGAGCCCACCGAGCUCUCCAGAACCCUGCUUUGUUCACCUCGGAUCACUACCGUCAAGCCGGCAUCGCCGUGCUGAGUGGCCUCGCCAUCCGCCUCGUCAUCUCCAUUCCCAUCAUUGGCGUCAGGGUUCUUCUUUGGAUUCUCUCGCUGUUCAUGAGUCUGGAUCAUGUUACCUGGGACGAUCAGAUUGUCGGGGGCCUCAACUUCAUUGAGGAAUAUGUCUUGCAGGUCCCCUUCUUUCUGAUGGCCCUGAUGCGCUACGUCACGCCAACCCUUGACAACAUGUUCAUGGACUCGUUGAACUGGGUCGACAAGACGUAUGUCCAAAAGCACAAGAACGAGGACCCCGAUAAACUACGAGACAUGUACUAUCCCAACCUGAGGAUGUACAAGGUCAGUGACGGCAGCACCCACACGACAAGCACGGCAGAGGCCAUCAGCAUGUUCUUGUACCGCUUCGCUCGGAAAGGCGCCAUCUCCCUUGCCGUCUUCGCUCUGUCCUACCUCCCCGUCGUCGGUCGUUUCGUGCUGCCUGCAGCCAGUUUCUAUACAUUCAACAACGCAGUUGGUCUCGGCCCGGCUUCCCUCAUCUUUGGGGCGGGCAUUUUCUUGCCCAAGCGCUACAUUGUCAUCUUCCUGCAGAGCUAUUUCGCCUCGAGGAGUCUGAUGAGAGAGCUGUUGGAGCCCUACUUCUCCCGCGUUCACUUCACCAAGGCGCAGAAGAAGAACUGGUUCCGCAACCGCGAGGGGCUCCUGUUCGGCUUUGCCAUUGGCUUCUACACCAUGAUCAAGAUCCCCCUUGUCGGAGUCUUGAUUUACGGCAUUGCGGAGGCCUCAACGGCGUACCUGAUCACCAAGAUCACGGAUCCUCCCCCGCCUCCCGCCGAGAGGGCUGCCUUUGCCGAGAGCCAGCAGGAGUGGACCAACAAGCAUGAAUUCCUCAACCUGUCGCUCAGCGAUCUGGAUGCCAUCCAUCUCAAGUCUCGCCCAGCGAAUCCCACAGGAGAUGCCCAGAAACAUCAGUAA